AAACCGUCUUUUAAUUGUGAUAUUUUUCCCAUUAAUCUGGGAGGGGAGUUCUAAAGAAUAAACUCCUAAUUCGAGGGUCUAACAUGAAAGGCGGAGCUCCGUGUUGGUUUAAUCCUCGCUUCUAAGAAAGCUUGAAUCAUUUUCAGGAAGCUUAAGUUGGAAGAAGUCGGAUUUCUGAGCACGGUCAACCUGUCCUACUCCUCAGUCUAAAUACAGCAACACAACGCUGAAGACAGUGCGACUGCCCCUGGAGAAUGGGAUCGGCUUAGAUAACCACGCGCAGAUUGUGAAACCCAAGCGGCGAUAAAUGAAUCGGAUGUGCAGACAUGACAAGCUCACGCGUGCAAAACUGAUGCCUUUUAGAAACAAUUUAGACUGGAUUUAACUGUAAAAUAACUGUAUAAUUUUGUCGAGAAAAUCAUUUCGUUUACCGCAUAACAUGUUACGUGAUGGAUUCAAUUUGAGUGUAAGGAGUAGAACUGCGCUAUAGGUGAAAGUGUGGGGUAACAUAAGAAGUACCCUGAAACGGCAUCGAUUCACUGAUCUCGGAAUUGCUCUUUAUUUGAAGAACUCAAAACACGUUGACGGGAGACAACCAUUUUGUAUAUUCCGGUGAAGAAAUAAGAGACAGAUAAGAAACGUUAAGUGGAUAUUGGUGGAUUAUUCCUGACAAAGAGAGCGCAUGAGGGACAUGGAGAUGUUGCGCCGCUCGUCAGUGUUCGCUGCCGAAGCGAUGGAUGUAUUCAACCGAACCCCAACGGACAAGGAACUGGUGUCCCAAGCGAAGGCUCUCUGCAAGGACUACAUUCAUUCCAGGCUGAAUAGGGCCGGGAUUGGCUGGUCCAAACCCGAGCAGAGCCUGUCGGUAGCCGGGGGAAUGCUUGGGGAGGUGUCUUCUAUCCUUCUUUGGUUAGGUGAUGAGUUGGAGUACCUGCGGCCGACUGUUUAUCGCAACGUGGCGCGGCAGCUCAACAUCACCGUGACGUCGGAGAACGUGGUGUCUGAUGCCUUCCUGGCAGUGGCUGAUGAGAUCUUCUCUACCGGGGUCACGUGGGGGAAAGUGGUGUCCCUGUACGCGGUGGCAGGCGCUCUGGCCGUGGACUGCGUCCGGCAUGGCCACCCAGCCAUGGUGCACACCAUUGUGGACUGCUUCGGCGAGUUUGUGCGCAAGAGCCUGUCCCCCUGGCUGAAGAAGAGAGGCGGCUGGGAGGACAUUACAAAGUGUGUGGUGAACUCUGAUCCCCGCUUUUGGUCUCACUGGCUGGUCUCUGCAGCCUACACCUGUGGCCACUACCUGAAAGCUGUGGUCUUCUACCUGUUAAGGGAACGAUGAGGGAGGCUGGAGGCGAAGUGGGGUGGGACGGGAGAGGAAGGGCCUCAGUCGCACACACGGCUUUUGCCCGUCAUUGCUGGAAGAGCACCUCCCCACCAGCACACUCCAAAAAUCAGUUUAUACUUCCUACAGCUUAUUGCCAGGUGACUUGUCGCAAGCAAAGGACGUCCAUAAACUUUGUCCAAGGAACACUCUUGAGACCAUUCGCCACCGUCUCUAUUGCGGAACACCAAGAUGUCGUGUUUUUUUUUUAGCUUUUACUUUUUUUAUGUUGCCUGGAUAUCUGGGAGCAUUGUGGAGCCAACCCCAUCAUUUCUGUAUCCUGUUUCCUGUGAGUUGUGUGUUCUUGAUGGCACUACACUACUGUGCAAGGCUGAUAAGCUCACUCAUAAAAACACUUCACUGCCAAAGCAAAAAGGAAGCUAGCGCAUUGGUCAAGUACUACGACUUCACGUAUGAAUUUGCAAACUGUGGGUUGCAUGCUUAGAAGUUUCACUUUUUAUUUUUUAAAUUAUACUUGUGGAUAAGGAGGGCCCUUGUGUCGCUACAGUGUGCAGCAGUGUGUCAGGGUUGUGGGGUCUGAAAAAGCUAUGGUCUAUUAAUUUUAUUCUAUGAAUAACUAGUGUCACACAUUUGGUAUGAAAUGCCGAAUGACAAUAAUAAAAAAUACCUUUUUAAAAAAACGA
Anguilla rostrata (American eel) is the source of this 2019-nucleotide messenger RNA. RefSeq names its product bcl-2-related ovarian killer protein homolog A-like. The coding region runs from base 683 to 1333 and encodes 216 amino acids. Gene Ontology annotation, molecular function: protein homodimerization activity; protein heterodimerization activity. The record is from RefSeq and is a predicted model, not a curated record. NCBI's taxonomy places the organism in Eukaryota, Metazoa, Chordata, Actinopteri, Anguilliformes, Anguillidae. Gene Ontology annotation, biological process: regulation of apoptotic process; extrinsic apoptotic signaling pathway in absence of ligand; intrinsic apoptotic signaling pathway in response to DNA damage. Gene Ontology annotation, cellular component: mitochondrial outer membrane. The transcript is spliced from 5 exons.